UGUUCGCUACGAAGUUCCCCCUCUGCUCCACCAUCGAGCCCUGACGGCGAUGUUUUGGUGAAAACAAAAUAGUGCCUCGAAAAGGAACGUAAACACGUCUAAAACAUGACAUGUCGGUGGAGUGGCACCUAGAGCGUCGCUGCGGAUAAAACGACGGUCGUCUUCGAAGAAGUUUUUUUUUUUUUUUUUUUUUUUUUGCGGUCAGUCCUUGUGUGUUCCUCCGCAUGUCCGCUUUCCUAGUAGAUGGUCUGCGGCGAGCGUUGUCUUACGGCGGACGACAAGCUGUUGACGAGUAACAUGAAGGAGAUGAUCGGCGGUUGCUGUGUGUGUUCGGACGAACGCGGCUGGGCGGAAAACCCGCUGGUUUACUGCGACGGCCACGGCUGCAACGUCGCUGUGCACCAAGCCUGCUACGGAAUUGUUCAGGUGCCGACUGGUCCGUGGUUCUGCAGAAAGUGUGAAUCCCAGGAGAGAGCGGCCCGUGUGAGAUGUGAGCUCUGUCCCCACAAAGAUGGAGCCCUCAAGAGGACGGACAACGGAGGCUGGGCCCACGUGGUUUGUGCCCUGUACAUCCCUGAAGUGGAGUUCGCCAACGUUUCCACCAUGGAGCCAAUAGUUCUACAGUCUGUCCCCCACGAACGCUACAACAAGACAUGUUACAUCUGCGAAGAGCAGGGCAGAGAGAGUAAAGCCGCCACCGGAGCCUGCAUGACCUGCAACAAGCACGGCUGCAGACAGGCCUUCCAUGUCACAUGUGCCCAGUUUGCAGGACUGUUAUGUGAAGAACAAGGCUCUGAUGCAGAUAACGUCAAGUAUUGUGGAUACUGCAAAUACCACCACAGCAAACUGAAACACAAGGAGCGAGACAGACACAAACCAAAACACAAGAAAGGCUCCAUGGACAUGUCGCCCUCUCUCGUUCUUCCAAACAUCAUGGUCGCCGAAAAGACCUAUAACAGCACUGCCUCUGGGGGAGGAGUAACCUCGCUGCCCGCGUCCUCUCAGAAGCGAUUGGACGACAACACAAGCCGCUUCACCAACGCCAACUUCCAGGAAGUGUCGUCCGCUCUCUCUGCGGGAGCCUCCAAAGAUGGCCUGGCCGCAGACACAGCCAAGGCGGCGGCCGAGGGCAAGAACAAGAAAAACAGCGGCGCCGCUCACACGGUCGGACAGAGAGGCGGCCGCAAGUCUCUCACCUCGUCAGGGAAACCGUUGCCCUCAGCGGUGGUCACCAUGGCUACCUCUUCCACAUCUGCCUCCGCUUCCACAGGGCCUUUCCAUCAAGGGCUGCUGUUGACCAGUUCCAGCAAGACUCCCGCUGCCCCUUCCUCCUCAGACUUCCUAAGUUUCACCGACCCGUCGCUGCGUCCCGGCAGUGGGACGUCGUUUUCCUCGCCGCCGUCUUUCAGCAGCUGCCUGGUCAAGUCGAGCUCUGAGGGCGGCGCGUCAGAGGGAACCACCCCUCUCUUUGGUUCUCUCAUGUCCGCGACUACGACUUCUGCAGCAGUCGGCGGAAAACUGUAUGAGAACUCCCACAGUCACGCAGCGAGCGAAACGACGAGCCUCGCCGGAUCGACGGGCUACAAACGCUCUCAGCCCACCGGCAGCGGCCUGGGGAUGGGCGCCGGCGUCGCAGUCGGUGGCGAAGAGGGCGUCAAGAAGAAGAAGAAGGGCAACUGGCGAAACCGAUUCGGACCCUGCUUCACGACGGACGCGAAACCCGCCGAGGCAGCGCCGUCUCUGACGCUCCCCACCUCUUCCUCUGCCGUCAGCGCCACCUCCUCCUCGUCCUCCACUGCCUCCACUGCCUCUUCAGUAUCCUCGACGCUCUCGGGCCGACCGGGCUUGGUUUCCAGCAGCGGAUUAGGAGUAGGAAUAGGAGGAGAAAGGGGGCUCGGGGUCAUGGGCGGCGGCAUUCAGAAAUCCCCGUCGCUCCUCAGGAACGGGGGUCUGCAAAGCAACAGCGGCUCCACAACCGCUGGCUCAGGUGUCUUCUCCACCGCCGACGGGUCAUCGUCAGGGACAGCAGCCGUCGCCAUGGGCGGGGCGAGCGCCGAGUUGUCACAGCAACAGCAGCCCACACCUUCCCUGGCGCCUCCCUCCCCAUUCACCGCCGUGGCUCCACUCAACAGCACAACCUCCACACACGCUCUGCCGGGCUCCGUCUUCAACCUGGCCCCCCCCCACAUGUUCGGCAACAGGCUGAACCCCAACUCCAGCAUGGCGGCUCUCAUCGCUCAGUCCGAGGCCUCACCAGCAGAUCAGGAGGUGGGAGACGGCAGCAGCGGAUCUCAGGGCUUCUCCAUAAGAGCUUCUCCUAAGACCACCCCGCGCUCUCCCAUUGGCGGCCUGCAGAUCCGCUAUGACUCCUCGGGGUCGUUGCCGGGGCCAGGGCUGGGGUUGCUAGGGGCCGGUGGCGUCGGCGGCGGGGAGACGCUGCCCCCGGUGGCCACCAGCAUCGAGCAGCUCCUGGAGAGGCAGUGGAACGAAGGGCAGAGCUUCCUGCUUCAGCAGGGAGCGCAAGGAGACGUGGUGGCCAUGUUGAAGUCUCUCCACCAGCUGCAGGAGGAGAACAGGAGACUGGAGGAGCAGAUUAAAACCCUGACCAUGAAGAAAGAGAGACUCCAGCUUCUCAGCGCACAGUUAUCAGUGCCUUUCACCCCGAGCACCGUUUCCGCGGGUGACGUGAAGGGGUCCCACCUCGGAGCCGCAGACUCUUCUUUACCAAUGACAGCUCAGGACACCGCGUCGUGUGGCGGUCACAGCAGCAGCGGCUCCACCUCCUCGCUCUCCGCCUCGCCCUCCGUCUCACAGAGCCCGCCUCAGCCGGCGCUGAACGGCAUGGCCGCCACGGCCUCGCUGGGCGGCGUCGCCGGGUUGAUGGGCGCUCUGGGCGCGGGAAACGCGCUGGGCAUCAGCGGGAUCGUUGGAGCACUGAACGGCGUGAUCCAGGCGCCGGCGGCGGGCCCCAGCAGCCCCCACACUACAGGAACAGCGGCAGGCGUCACGCUCCCCGUCAACAGCAGGUAUCCGACUUCCUGUUCUACGACGACCUCACCUGUGAAGACAUGAAAUCAUACAAAAACAAAUGUUUGUUUCUCUGAAAACGUUCAACAAGCGAGGAAGCUCUUUGUGUCUUCGGGGUAAAUUAUUGGGUGAGAAGUUCACAGCUUCCUCUUUUCUUCCCUUUUGCCUUCAUGCUGGAUUGAAGCAGCUCAACAGGUAGUAAGAGCAGGUGAGACAGGAACCUGCACAGCUGCAUCUCGAUGUGGUAGAAUGUUGUCAAGCAGCUCAUUCAUUUCACUUAUUAACCUGAAAACAUGAGCUCCUGCUAUAUAGAUUCAUUACACACAGAAUGUGGAUUUCAGAUAAUAGAACUCCAUAUGUUUAACAAACAAUAUCAACACAAUAAAAACAAAUAAAGAAAUCUUGUCAACUGAAAUGUCCGUGAAAUGUACAAUAUGUGCACUUGAUCAGGGCUCAUUUCCGACAUUUACUUCGCAUCGUGUCAGUAAAUGCAGUUAUUUCUGUAUUAUUGUGCGCCUGAUCCACCACACGUUUUCCUUCCACUUAAUUUUCCAUUAAAAGGCUUAGAUAUGCCACGCUAUGAGCAACAACCAGAUUCUUGUUUUCACUAGUUACAAGUCAGAAUCAUCCUAAUUAUCUGAAACGUGUGUCAAACAUCACACAUGUCCUCAGAGGGCCAGUUGUGGCUGAAAACUACCCAUAAACAUCAUCAUCAUUAUCAUAUUGAACGUCCUCUCACACUGAGGUAGUUUGGCACUAUAAGAUAGAACUGCUUUAAUUUGAUUAGUAAAACACAGAUCUGUUAUAUUGAUGGUUCUAUUUAUGAAAAUCUGCAACGGCUGAAUUUAGCCCCCUUGCCUCGAUUUUCACACAUCUGAUAGAAAAGGAAUAUUUGAAAGCAAUCUAAAAAUGAGUUGUUUAUUUUACCUUUUUAAAUUGAGUAAGUGAAAUAAAUAAACUUGUGAUGAUGUUCUCAUUUGAGAUGCACCUGUGCAGGAGCAGUCGUCAUUUUUGUUGCUCCCCGUGUUGUUGGUUUGUAGCAAAAGAAUCUGUUUAGUGUUUGUGUGUGUGUGUGUGUGUGUGUGUGUGUGUGUGUGUGUGUGUGUG
Messenger RNA from Poecilia reticulata (guppy), 4134 nucleotides. Lineage: Eukaryota; Metazoa; Chordata; Actinopteri; Cyprinodontiformes; Poeciliidae. The record is from RefSeq and is a predicted model, not a curated record.